AUGGCUACAAAGGACACGAUGCAAGCGGUCAUCUUCAAGGGCAAGCUGCAGGUCGCGAUCGAGCAGAGACCCGUACCCAAGAUUCAGGAUCCGAAAGACAUCAUCGUCAAAGUACGAUAUGCUGCCCUCUGUGGAAGCGAGCUGCACGUCUAUCGCGGCCACGAACAUGCUGAUCCCGGAUUCAUUAUGGGCCACGAGUUCACCGGCGAGGUUGUGGCUCUCGGUUCAGAUGUCAAGACGGUGAAGAAGGGUGACACUGUGGUCACGCCAUUCACGACCAGCUGCGGAGAGUGCUUUUACUGCAAGAGAGGAUACUCCUCUCGCUGCGCGAAGUCUCAAUUGUUUGGCUCGCUGGGUCUCGAUGGCGGACAGGCAGAGUAUUGUCGGAUCCCGCUGGCAGACACCACAGUCGUCAAGGCACCGCCCAAUAUCGACGAGAACAAGCUUGUGCUGAUGGCCGACAUCUUCCCUACUGGCUUCUUCGCGGUGUCAAAUGCGUUCCGUGGGAUCGACAAGGAAGAGAUCUCUCGGAGUGUCGUGUUACUGAUCGGUUGCGGGCCCGUUGGACUGUGUGCGUUGGUGAAUGCUCUUGAGUACAAACCCAAGGCGCUGUUGGCCAUUGACGGUGUGGAGGCGCGCUUGCAGCAGGCCAAAGCCCUAGGGGCCGAGCCCUGGAACUACCAGAAGGACAUGGAGGGGCUCAAGAAGCGAGUCUUGGAGCUCACUGACGGCAGAGGAGCUGAUACCGUGAUCGAACUUGUGGGACACAGUGACGCGUUAGGGAUGGGCUUCGACCUGUUGAGACCUUUCGGCAACAUCUCCAGCAUUGGUGUCCAUAACAGCAAGAUCCCCUGGACUGCUGCGCAAGCAUAUGACAAGAACCUGAGAGUCCAGAUGGGCAGGUGUCCAGUCCGGAGUCUUUUUGAGCCGGCUCUGGAGAUGCUCGUAAAGAAUCAGCAUCAGCUUGACUUUAUGACCGAGAACAUCAAACCUCUGUCAGAGGCCGUCAAAUGGUACGAUGAAUUUAACAACAUGAGGGUACAAAAGAUAGUUUUUGAGCCGGGCAAAUGA
Messenger RNA from Capronia coronata CBS 617.96, 1071 nucleotides. RefSeq lists its product as uncharacterized. NCBI's taxonomy places the organism in Eukaryota, Fungi, Ascomycota, Eurotiomycetes, Chaetothyriales, Herpotrichiellaceae. The transcript is spliced from 4 exons. The coding region runs from base 1 to 1071 and encodes 356 amino acids. The record is from RefSeq and is a predicted model, not a curated record. Gene Ontology annotation, molecular function: zinc ion binding; oxidoreductase activity.